AUGGUAGGACAUCUAUUUGUAGACAGUCAUUCGUUGGAGGCCAUCGAGAAGGUGGAUGGCAUGCAGAUCGGCGAGAAGACGGUGGGGGUGGGCGUGGGUCACUUCGUGAAGCGUUCCGAGCGUUCCUGGGGCGCCAACGGAGAGACGGACGCGGGUGACAAGCCCACCAUGAACACCUUCACGAACGUGUAUAUCAAGAACUUCCCUACUGAUUGGGAUGAGGAGAAAGUCAAGACCGAGUUUGGCAAGUGCGGCAAGAUCACCUCCGCGUUCCUCUCCGCCGACAACAAGGCACCGUUUCCGCGACGGCACCGGCGGAUGGUGGGGGGCCGCAAGUUCGCCUUCUUGAACUUCGAGACCCACGAGGAAGCGAAGAAGGCCAUUGAUGAGAUGCAUCAGAAGGACUUCCGCACGGAGGAGCAAAAGGAGGCCGACAAGGAGAAAGAGGAAGAGGAGAAAGACAACGCUGAAAAGAGCUACCUCCUCUAUGUGAACCGCGCGCAGAGUAAGACGGAGCGCGCUCUGGAGCUGAAGGAGAAGAUGCCAGCCAGGGAACCCGCUGGCCGAAGUCAGGGAGUGAACCUGUACAUCAAGAACUUGGACGAACAGACGGACGACGACUCCUUGCGCGGGCUCUUUGAGUCCUUCGGAAACAUCACCUCGGUCUGUGCCAUGAAGGAGCCCAGCGGCAAAUGCAAGGGCUUUGGCUUCGUGUGCUUCAGCAGCCCCGAUGAAGCCACGAAGGCCGUCACCGAGAUGCAUCUCAAGGUGGUCAAGGGAAAGCCGCUCUAUGUGGGCCUGGCCGAGAAUCGGGAUGUGCGCGCGGAGCGCCUCCGCCAGCGAUACUCCCCCGCCGGCGUGGGGAAGGGCAAGGGCAAGGGCAAGGGCGGUAUGGGGAUGUAUGGAAAUCCCAUGGGAGGGAUGGGAGGUGGUAUGCAGCCGCCCAUGAUGGGCAUGGGCGGCAUGGGCAAGGGCAUGAUGCAGGGCCAGAACGCUGGCAUGAUGAUGGGCCAGAAGGGCAAGGGCGGUAUGCCCAACAUGCCGAUGAACCCUCAGAUGAUGGGCAUGGGCGCAAUGGGCAAAGGUAUGCCGAACAUGAACAUGGGUGGUGCCAUGGGCAAGGGUGGUAUGCAGAUGCCUAUGCCUAUGGGACCCAUGGGCGCCAUGGGACCUAUGGGACCCAUGGGCAUGAUGCGGCCCCCCAUGAUGCCGAUGAUGCGCCCAGGCAUGCCCAGCCAGGGCCCGGCACAGGCUCCACCGGCCAACACGGGUGGAGGUCAACAGCUCACUGCGGCCGCGCUGGCUGCAGCCCCCCCACCGGUGCAGAAGCAGAUGAUUGGCGAGCGGCUUUUCCCCGCGAUCUCCAAGCACCAACCUGAGCUGGCUGGCAAGAUCACAGGCAUGAUGCUGGAGAUGGACAAUUCCGAGCUUUUAAUCCUCCUGGACAGCGAGCACCAACUCAAGGCGAAGGUCGAUGAGGCCAUGCGUGUCCUGGAGCAGGCCAAGUAA
Durusdinium trenchii is the source of this 1509-nucleotide messenger RNA. NCBI's taxonomy places the organism in Eukaryota, Dinophyceae, Suessiales, Symbiodiniaceae. The record is from the annotation of a GenBank genome assembly.